UACAACACUCCAACAUCUGCUAGGUGUUUUAACUUUGGAAGAACCGACUUUUUGCAUUCGCUAUUCUUUGUUUUUUUUUUCUAAAACUUCAGAUUUAUAUGGGAAUUAGGGUUUGAUUUUUGGUUUUUUUUUUAUCGCCAUAAAAAGAAAAAAAAUCAAUACCCAGCCAUGGAAGGUGAGCUAACGGAUUGGGAGGUGGUUCACAACUCGGACUCUGACUCAAAUUCUAUCAUGGUUAACUCGCCCGAGUUGAGGAAUCUUGAGGAGAUCGAAGGUGACGCGGAAGGGCUGAUAAGGCCUGAUUACUUUUCUCUUGAUAAUCAGAGUAUGUAUGCAAAGGAAGGCGGUGUGAGUGAAGAAGGUUCUGUCGAGUCUGAUAAUCCAAGUUGGAUUGAUCCCAAGCCGGAGACUCGGUAUGCGAGGAAUAAUUCGGGCGAUUUUUGGUCUGAUUCUGGUAGUGAUCGGUCAGAUGAUCGUAAGUUAAGUGAUUUCGAUGUGAAAAAGGAGUUGGGUUUUGCUGAGAAUGAGAAAGUCGCUGUUUGUUUUGAACGGAUUGGAGAAGUGGAAGCUAGGAGUGACAAAUCGGGUGCAUUGAAGCCCGAUGAUACCAAAUUUAGUGAUUUGGGUAUGAAAAAGGAAUUAGGUUUUGGAGGGUUUGGAGAAAUUCACCAUCAAGAUAAGGAUUUGGGCAAACUCUGGUCUGAUUCUAGUGGAGAUGGUUUGAUUUCAAUGAAGUUUGACGAUGUUGAGAAGGAGGGUGACAUUGGUUUUAGUGAUUGUGUGAAAAAGGGAGCUGAGUUGGAGAAUUCAGGUGAGUUUGAUGAUAGGAAUGUCUCCACCGUGGAGUUAAAAGGAGGAGAAGGUAAUCUAAUUGGGAAUGAAGGUUCUACCAUUGAUGAAAUGAAGCUACCUGUGAAAUCAGUUUGUGAGGGAGACAGGAAGAGGGUAGUAUGGUGGAAAGUUCCUUUUGAGCUCUUGAGAUACUGUGUUUUCAAGGUUAGCCCUCUUUGGUCCUUCUCUGUUGCGGCGGCUGUGAUGGGUUUUGUUAUAUUGGGGUACAAAUUGUAUAAGAUGAAGCGGAAGAGCCGGAGCUUGCAGCUGAAGGUUACCAUGGAUGAUAAGAAGGUGUCUCAGUUCAUGACUCGCGCUGCUCGUCUCAAUGAAGCAUUUUCAGUUGUAAGGCGCGUCCCCAUUAUACGGCCUUCACUACCGGCUACUGGGGCGAAUCCAUGGCCUGUAAUGAGUUUGAGAUAAAGGCGACGGCUACUGAUAAAACAUAGACCAAGAAAACCGGGUGUCGACAAGGUAAGCCAUAAUAUUAUGUUUGCUUUGCUCUGUUAUGCUCUGAUGAUUGUUUUCGGUUUACUCUUUUCUUUGGGUAUGGAUUCUGAAAUUGUUCAAUAUGUAAAUUUCAGACUGUAAAUUGUUUCAGCACCCUUUAUAUUAUAUAACCUUAAGCAACAAUUUUAUAUCCAAAAUCAUGCUAUUUGUAAUUCAUAAGUUACGUUUAGUUGGAUAGUCCGAUCCCGUCCCCUCUGCCCCUCUUCCUUCCUUACCCAUUUUGUUGUAUUUUCUCUUUUGCAUUUAUGACCACUCGCAUACGUGCCUUACGAGCAUGCAAUUGUCUGAAAUAAAGAGAGAAAAAACGUAGAUACGAGUAGUAAAGUCCGUGUUUUUGACUU
This is a messenger RNA of Durio zibethinus, 1682 nucleotides long. RefSeq lists its product as uncharacterized. NCBI's taxonomy places the organism in Eukaryota, Viridiplantae, Streptophyta, Magnoliopsida, Malvales, Malvaceae. The record is from RefSeq and is a predicted model, not a curated record.